Messenger RNA from Hydractinia symbiolongicarpus, 1341 nucleotides. Its product is annotated as mitochondrial substrate carrier family protein S-like. The transcript has 10 exons. Lineage: Eukaryota; Metazoa; Cnidaria; Hydrozoa; Anthoathecata; Hydractiniidae. The record is from RefSeq and is a predicted model, not a curated record. Gene Ontology annotation, molecular function: transmembrane transporter activity. Bases 228 to 1070 code for a protein of 280 amino acids. Gene Ontology annotation, biological process: transport. Gene Ontology annotation, cellular component: mitochondrion.
UUAUGAUUCUCUUGUGUAUUUUGACACUUUUCUACUGCACUUAAGACUUUGUAUUGUAGAAGUUACCGGUGCAUGUACAUGAACAAUGAAUAAAAUAAUAUCACAAAUCAAUUCAAAUCAGUAGCAGAGUAUUAAUUAAUUUUAUUUAUCAAUAGACACAAUAAACGGCAAAAUAAAUGGCUGCAUAGCUAGAGUCACCAAAAAAACAUGUUAUACGUGGAAACAAAAUGACACACAAUGAGAACAGACAAUCUUGGUUUAAAGAAGGUUCUAUUGGUCUGGGAGUUGGAAUUCUGUAUGGAACCACAAAUGUGUUGGCAGGCCAUCCCUUCGAUACUAUAAAAACAAAGAUGCAGGCUCAAGUUGGAUUUGAGAACCAGGGAAUGUUAAAAUCAUUUGCCAAAACAGUGCGUGGUGAAGGAAUUCGUGGAUUAUAUCGAGGCUGUGUGCCGCCAUUAUGGGGGUCCGGAAUAUAUCGUUCCACUCAGUUUGCCGUAUUUGAAUCUGUGUAUACAUACUGCAAUAAUUAUGGACAGACUCAGAUUCCUUUAACUGGAGGCUUGCAAAUACGGGUUGUGAUUGGUGGAUUGGCAGCCUCCACUGCUAGAGCGAUUAUAGAAACACCAUUGGAAGUAGCGAAGAUUAAAAGGCAAACUUGUCAGACCUGGUAUUUCCGCGAACUUUACAAGGGUUUUAGCGUAACUUGGUGUCGUACUAUUGGUCUGAUGACCACCUACUUUAUUUUAAUCGAUACAAUGAGACGCCAUUUAAGUGAAUAUUUUAAACGGCCGUUGCUUGGACCGUUCUUGAUAUCUGGUGUGGCGGCAACAACUGCUUGGUGGAUCGUUUGGCCAUUAGAAAAUAUGAAGACCCAAAUUCAAAGUAAUUACGGGAAGAAUGUACCGCUGUUAACAAGAAUGCAAAUGGCUUAUGUCGAUCGUGGUGGCAUGCCGGGCUUAUAUCGUGGUAUCGUUCCUGGAUCGAUACGAAGUUUUCUCGCUAACGGUUGUGCCAUGAUAGUGAUGUCUUACGCACAACGAAAAGUUACGGAACUUGGCUGGCGUAAAUAAAUUGAUAAGCACUGACUUGCUAUAAUAAAAAACGUACACUGUGACCUCUUGAGAAGUACGAGAGAACAGUCGCCGCCUGUGAAUACUCUUAAAUACACAAAAGGUCGAGAAGUACUAUGAACAUUGAAAAAUGGAGCGGUUGUUGUUCUUAGGACGUUUUAUGCACCAAGCACUGGAAAUUUUAUGAACACGAUUGAUAACAUGUUUGAUGUAUGUACCUAAAAAAACAACUUUUUGUAUGGAAUUAUAUUUGCGGAUCCAUUUUUUUAAA